Numida meleagris (helmeted guineafowl) is the source of this 2215-nucleotide messenger RNA. RefSeq names its product membrane associated ring-CH-type finger 3 (gene MARCHF3). The record is from RefSeq and is a predicted model, not a curated record. Lineage: Eukaryota; Metazoa; Chordata; Aves; Galliformes; Numididae. Gene Ontology annotation, biological process: protein ubiquitination. Gene Ontology annotation, molecular function: ubiquitin-protein transferase activity; zinc ion binding. The transcript is spliced from 4 exons. Bases 39 to 680 code for a protein of 213 amino acids.
GCCCGGCUGGCCCGGGCGGCGGGCGGCCGCAGUAUGUCAUGCAGGUGGUGGCCAAGGACGGGCAGGUGCUCUCCUCCGUCGUGCGGACCCUCGCCACGCAGAGCAGUCCCUUCAAUGACCACCCAAUGUGCAGGAUCUGCCAUGAGGGCAGCAGUCAGGAAGACCUGCUUUCUCCCUGCGAGUGUACAGGGACGCUGGGGACCAUCCACCGCAGCUGCCUGGAGCGCUGGCUGUCCUCGUCCAACACUAACUACUGCGAGCUCUGCCACUUCAGGUUUGCAGUGGAGCGCAAACCCAGGCCACUGGUAGAGUGGCUGAGGAACCCAGGUCCUCAGCAUGAGAAGCGGACUCUCUUCGGGGACAUGGUGUGCUUCCUGCUCAUCACCCCACUGGCAACCGUCUCUGGCUGGCUGUGCCUGCGGGGAGCUGUGGACCACCUGCACUUCAGCAGUAGGCUGGAAGCUGUUGGCCUCAUUGCACUCACUAUUGCACUCUUCACCAUUUAUCUCUUUUGGACCCUAGUGUCAUUCAGGUAUCACUGCAGGUUAUACAACGAAUGGCGUCAGACCAACCAGCAGGUGACACUCCUUAUCCCCAGGUCUCCCAGCAUCCCCUCCAACCAGCAGUCCCUGCUGAGCCUGCCAUCAAUCAAAAGGGACUCAAAGGAGACAGUCGUUUGAUUCGGGCCGUUCUGCUCUGGGGCUGUGCGCUAAGAACAUUUUCCUCAAACUCAUUGGGCUCAAGCACCAUGCAGAACCCAGCAGCGCGCUGUCCUGAUGCGCAAACUCUUCACAAAGGGGGAAAUCACUGUUUGAAUUCAAAUCAUGGAUGCUGCAGUCAUAUGUUAUUUGCUAAGCUGCCAAAUUUGUUUAUUUAGCACAUACUGUAUGGGAGCUCAUGUUAAUACUUGCGUUGUCAAGUGAUGCAUACUUUUCUAUUAGUGUUUAAAAAUAUUAAGCUAUGACAAUUAACAAUGCAAAACAGACGUAGAGUGCUUUGUUUUUAUUGUUCUGUAGCCGGAUAGUAACCAGUGUUGUAUUUUGUUUUUCCUGAAUCACAUCAACAGCAUUGCAGAUUUUUUUCUUGCUGCAAUUAAUUUUAUUUAACAGAUUUUAUUCCAGUAUUUUGGAUUGUUAAAAUACUUUUCUGUGAUGAAUGUUACUUAAGUGCUAUGUAGUGACUGUAAGACCAAUCCAUUUCUUAUUUGACAGGAAAGUUCCGAUAAGAAAAUUCUUUAGGAACAAAUUUGGAAUACAUGGAAGAAAGGAGUGGCAGAACUUGCAAAAAUCUUCCUAUUUUUAAGUACUCUAUUAAGUAACACAGCAAAACUCAGGGAACAGAAAGUGUACCUUUUCCACUCAGAAGCAUCAAAUGAGGCACUGCAUUCUGUACUGCAAUUGUGCCAGUGAGAAUUCCAGUUAGGCAACCUGCUCUGUGUUUACACCCAGGUGAAUUUAACCCUAAUUGUAUAAACUAAUUUUGUAAGGCAAACUCUGCAUACAUAAUGAAUGAGAUCGCUAGACAUAUCUCAGGAAGUAGGAACUCGUCUUGCAUUGAUAAUUAGCGUUUCUUGAAAGCUUGCAGAGCCUUUAGCUCAUCAGGUAGCAUUCAGCAGAGUUGAUGUAAACCCUAGCCUCUCAUGGUAGCAGCGAGACAGUAGCUUUUCUAGAAUGUGUGAAGUACAACCUACAGUGGUAACUGAACUGCAGUUGGAAUCCGAAGACGAGACUGUAUUGUUGAAUGCCAUUACCUAUUGCCACUUCCUUUCAUGUACAACUCAUUCAGCAAUUCUGUGCUCUUAGAAGAGACCGAACACUUAGAGAGACUUCUUCAAGAAAUAAUGAAAUAACAUUUCAUUAACAAAUUCCGCUAGAGUUAGCAAUUGAUGCAUAGUUUCUUGUGUCAUGGUUUUAUGAUUUUUGGUUAUUGGUAUUCUACAUCAUAACAUCAUGUAGUGAAUGUACCUGGAUCUCAAAAGAGAAGGACUACAACAUUUCCCAGGGUACUUUGCUCCUCUGUUACCAUUUCUGGCCAGAGGGAAAUGAUAAAAGCUUGCAGAUCAUGAGACUUCGCUCUCUCUUUCCGCCUGUCUCAUCCUGGCAGCACCUCGCUCUCCAGCCAUCUUAUCGUUGGUAUUAGAGUAAGGCCUACCUUGAUUUUGGACAUUCUCUCUUGCUGUAUUGGAUUUAUCAGCUUAAAUUGUAAUUAUAUUGUA